UAUCACAUUCUGUCUGCCUCCCAUCCCAUGUUUUUUCAACUUGCAUGUGUGGUUUGAAUGUGCAAGCAUUUGUGUGUGGUGUGUUCUGGAGUUUGGGAAUGUGUUCUGUGUUAUUUUUGUUUGAGCAGGUAUUUGUGAUAAUAGAUCUUGAGAAGAUAUUUCCGACGCAACAAGAAUCGCUUCAAUCGGAGCAAGAACGCGAAAGCUAUGAAGAUUCAAAGUUCAUGAGCUUGCGUUACAAUUGCGGCGGUUACUAAGUGAAGUUGUGGGGUGACUUUAUAUGGAGUUGGGACCUUUGGGGUUGGGGAAACUUGUCACUCUACUGUAACAGCUGCAAAUAGGUUGGGAACAACCAAGCUAGGUUGGCAAGGGUGGCCAACUUGGAUGGAUUGGUUGGGAAGGGACAGAGGUCAAAGUUGAGGUUCCUAUAGGGAGGGAAUCUUUGUGCUUAUGGGGUUUCCUUGGUUGGGGACUCUCUUGGGACCUUCCCUCUCAUCCCUCUCUUCCUAUCCCAACCUUUCUCUUGCUCCUUCUAAUUCCUUGUGAGAUUCUUGAACCUUGAUUGAACUUUUGAGAUUGAGUUAAGUUCUCCUCCUACAGCUUACCACCUAAUGCGUCGAAAGCCAUAGCGUCGCGAAUACUUCAUCAAUGAACGUGAUUCAAAUUGGGAAUAGUAGCUGAGAUUAAGAGCUACAACAUAUCCAAGUUUCGCGACAUUCCAACGGCUAGUUUUCCGUCGACGUCGUUUCUUGUGAAGACGAUUUUUCUGUCCAGAAUUUCGGAUUUAUAUUUUGAGUAAUUCUAGCUCCUAAGUUCACCUAGACUCCGUUUUUAAUCCUAACAACUGGUAUCAGAGCAAUAUUGAGGACAUUGAGAGGAGUCUACAGAAGUGUGAAGACCCUUCUAGACCCACCAUGGCCUGUGGGUGUGCCUAAGUGGUGUUCUAAAGGUUGGAUGUGACUUCCGCUAAGGGGAAACUCUGCCGAAAUUUCGUGGACGCCGAUACUUGUGAAAAUAUCGAGGGAGCUGAGUGUGGACAGCAAAGGGGAGCUGAAAUUCGUCAUUUCUCAAGGAGAAGAUGAAUGAGAGAGGAGGAGAUGCUAAUGGAAGAGGAGCUGUAGCUGAGAAGACAAGUGAGCCGCCGCCAUCAAAAGUUGAAGCUUUGGAUGGCUCCAACUAUGAGGAAUGGAGCGGACGGAUGAGGAGUGCCUUCAAACGCUACAAGCUACUGAAGAUUGCUAUUGGGGAAGAGAAUAUGCCAGAAGAAGGCGAAGCACGCGAACGGUGGAUUGAGAAAAGCGCGGUGCUUUUCGACCUCAUCCUUCAAUCGGUCAACAAGGAGAUGUUCGAGCACAUCAAGGAUCUUGUGGAAGCGGAUGAUUCGGGUCCAAGGGCGUGGAAACUACUACGUGAUGUGAUUCAGCCUAACACUCUCCCAAUGGUGAUCGUGCUCGAGAAGGAACUUGCUGCCAUCUCCAUGCGACCAGGGGAUGAUGUGAAGCUGGUCCUUGACAAGAUCAAGGACACCUAUGCAAGGAUGGCAGCAGCGGGCAGCAGUGUAUCUCAGCUGCAGCAGUGCACCAAGAUCAUCUCGGUGUUGGACAACUCUUGGGACAACCUCAUCCCCACCCUCAACUCUCAGCAAGAUCAAUGGACACCUGAGUGGCUAAGGCAGCAGAUUCUGCAGGAGGACUUCCGUAGACGCCAUGUGGGAGGCGGUGCUGCCACUAAGACUGCUGAGGGGUAUGGAGCUGCAGGGCACGGCAAAGGAAGAGGGGGUUGGAGAGGCCGAGGCCGUGGGAGGAGCUUUGGCAGAGGUAGAGGCCGAGGUGACUAUAAUGAGGGGCAUGGAAGCUCUGGUGGCAGGGGGAGUACCAGAAUGGAGGGCAUCUGCUGGUACUGCAAGAAGGUCGGGCAUCCUUGGUUCAAGUGCUUCAGCAGGCCGGAGGGAUGGGCACCUCCAGGCAUGAAGCCGCCCAGUGGUGAACGCGCACAAGGUGGCGCUGUGCAAGGCACAGGUGCACAAGGUGAAGGUGCACAAGGUAAUGCCUAUCCUGGUUUGUUUGUUAUGGUUGAGGAUGUGCAUGGGCAUGAGGGUGAUGUGGGAUCUGUCGGAAAGGUUGUGAUGCACCCUCUCACGCACUGGGUGAUUGAUUCGGGUUGCACCAGUCACAUGACUCCACGGGCAGAUUUGCUUGAUGAGGUAAAACCCCCUGGGAAGAUUAAGUAUGUGGCAGCAGCGUCAGGUGCUUUGCUCCCCGUGAUUGGUAUUGGGAAUGCCAAGGUUAAGGGAGCUAAUGGGGAGCUUGUGGGGCUUGGGAAUGUUCUGCUGGUUGAAGGCUUGUCUGCUAACCUUCUCUCUUUGCGACGACUGCAGAAGAGCAAGGCCGAAGUGACCUUUGGACCAACCAGCUGCCGUGCUAAGCUUGGGAAGAAGGUGCUGUGGAGUCUGGAAGAGGAGACCAGCUGCAUCAAGGACCUGUGGCAGCUGCCCAUCAUCCCUUGGAAUGGGAAGACUCCAACAGCAGCAACGGCAGCAGCGGCAAAGGCAACAGCAGGAGGAGAUGCAACUGCACCAACAGAUGGGGUCCUGGAAGCAGUCAAGAAAGUGGAGAAGCAGCAGACACAUGGUGAGGUGCUUGCUGGUGUGGAUGCGAGUGCGGCAUGGGCUAAGGCUUCAUCAAGGAGUGGAGAGGCCGAUUGGGAGACAUGGCAUGAGAGGCUGUGUCAUGUGAACUUCCCUAUGCUGCAGAAGUUGGUGAAGGAUGGGAGCCUGAAAGGCUUGGAGGUGAAAGGGGAAGUGAAGGAGAUUGGGAGCUGCCCUACAUGCUUGGAGACCAAGUUCUCCGAGUUCCCCUUCAACAGCACUACAGGACCAGCCAAGACCCCACUUGCACUUGUGCACAUGGAUGUGGUGGGGCCCACAAGAGCCCCUUCCCUCUCAGGCAGCCGCUAUUUCUUGACAAUUGUGGAUGACCACACUCGGGCAGUGUGGGUUUACCCUUUGAAGAGCAAGGGGGAGGUGGCAGCGGCUGUCCUUAAGGAGUGGAUGCCUAGAGCUCAGAGGGAAUGCGGAUACAAGGUGAAGGUGAUCCGCAGUGACAAUGGUGGGGAGUUCAUUGGAGCUGAUUUUGAGGGGGAGUUGAAGAGGAAGGGGAUCCAACAUCAACUGACAGUGCCCUACAACCCGCAGCAGAAUGGCAUGGCUGAGAGAUUCAACAGGACCCUGCAGGAGGGGGCACGCACUCUCCUUGGGCGUGCAGGGCUGCCUGAUCCGUUUUGGGUGUCUGCACUGAGGCAGGUCGCCCUUGUGAAGAACAGGGUGCUGGCUACAGUUGGAGAUAAGGAGUGGAUCCCAUAUGUCAAGUGGUAUGGGAGUGCUCCAGCUGUGAACAUGCUGAGGGCAUUUGGGUGCAUGGUGGUGUUUCAUGUGCCUAAGGAGAAAAGGGGGAAGUUGGAGGCUUCUGGAAGAUGGGGUGUGCACUUGGGGAUUGCAAAGGAUCACAAGGGGUGGCUGCUAUGGGACUUGACCACCCAGAAGUUGACAGUGUCAAGGGAUGUGAAGUUUCUUGAGUUCCUGUACUACAAGGAAUGGAAGCAGCAGCAACAGAAGCUUCCAUCUACACCGCUCGUUGUGGAGGUAGAUGAGUUGCAGCAGCCUUCAAGGCAGGUGGAGGUUGCAGUGUCAGAGGAGGAGAUGUCUGGGGUGACUGAGGAAGGGGGAGCAGCUGAAGUGGAGCAGCAACAGCAGCAUGAGUCUCCACCUCGAGUUCCACACCCGCCUGAGCGACCUAGGAGGGAUGUGCGCCCUCCUGUGAGGCUGACCUAUGGGGGAAGAGGCAAGCCAAAUGUGGUGCAGGCUGGGAGUGUGGUUGAGCAGAUUGAGGAAGAUGAGAUCGCUCACUGCUACUGGGCACCAAUCCCUGAGCCCAAGACUCGAGAAGAGGCUUUGAAUGGACCAAAUGGGGAGAAGUGGAAGGCGAGUGAGGAUGAGGAGUUCGGGUCCCUGAUUGAAAACGAGACAUGGGACCUGUGUGACUUGCCUCCUGGAAAGAAGGCAAUCACUUCCAAGAUGAUCUACAGGCACAAGUAUGGACCUGAAGGGGAGCUGACCCGCUACAAGUCCAGGCUUGUGGCAAGGGGGUUUCAGCAGACAAAAGGGAAGGACUAUGAUGAGGUGUUUGCUCCUGUGGGGAAAGGAACAACACUGAGGGUGCUGUUAGCGAUAGCUGCACUCCUGGGAUGGAAGAUACGGCAGAUGGACAUUGUGACUGCUUUUCUGAAUGGGAUCAUUAUGGAGGAGGUGUACAUGAAGCAGCCAGAGGGGCUGGAUGAUGGGAGCGGCAGGGUCUGCAGGCUGAAGAAGGCCAUCUAUGGCCUUAAGCAGGCGCCUCGUGCAUGGUAUCACAAGUUGGAGGAGGCGCUGGUGGCUGGGGGUUUCAAGAAGAGUGAGUGUGACCCCAGCCUGUUCCUGCUGCAGGAGAAGGACGAAAUCCUCAUGCUCUUGGUGUAUGUGGAUGAUAUCCUUCUCUUUUCUGCAUCAACUGUUUUGCUGGACAGCGCAGAGCAGAUGCUGGAGAUGCAGUUCAAGUGCUCCAAGAUGGGUGAGGUGAAGUACUACUUGGGGAUGCAUGUGGAGAGAGAUGUGGAAAAGGGUGUGCUGAGGUUGCACCAGAGGAAGUACUGUGAGGGGCUGGCUGAGAAGUAUGGGCUGCAAGAUGGGGGAAAGCCAGCAACACCACUACCUUCGAGAUUCACUGUGGAGCCAUUGGGAUUGGAGUACAGUGGAGUGAGGCAGCGGUUGCAGAGAGGUGCUGCAGAUGUGAAGAGUGGAGAGAUGCUCUUGAGUUGCUAUACUGACGCUAGCUUCAACUCAGUGAAAGCGGAUGGCACCAGCAUUUGGGGUUAUGUGUGCUUGCUAGGAGGUGGUGCUGUGAGCUGGCGCAGCAAGAAGCAGAAUGAGGUGGGAUUGUCCUCAUGUGAGACUGAGUACAUGGCCUUACACCAUGGGGCCAAGGAAGUAGUGUGGCUAAGGCGUUUGUUGGAGGAGUUGGGAGUUGGUCAGGAGAAGCCGACAGUUGUGUUUUGUGACAAUGAGUCUGCAGUGAAGCUGGCCAAGAAUGCUUGUCUGCAUGGGCUGACAAAACACAUAAGGCCUAAGUGGCAUUGGGUGAGGAGACUCCUUGAUAAGGAGGUGCGGCUGGAGAUAGUGAAGACCCAUCAGCAGGCAGCAGAUAUUUUCACUAAGCGUCUGGCGGAGGCGGAUCAUUGGAAGGGCAUGAAGCUUGCUGGGAUGAGUGUGCAUUGAGUAUGCAUGCUUGAGAUGUGGUAUGGUCGAUGAUGGUUGGCAGCCAGAGGGGGAGAUUGUUGUGUGAUGUCAUCAUAUGCUAUCACAUUCUGUCUGCCUCCCAUCCCAUGUUUUUUCAACUUGCAUGUGUGGUUUGAAUGUGCAAGCAUUUGUGUGUGGUGUGUUCUGGAGUUUGGGAAUGUGUUCUGUGUUAUUUUUGUUUGAGCAGGUAUUUGUGAUAAUAGAUCUUGAGAAGAUAUUUCCGACGCAACAAGAAUCCCUUCAAUCGGAGCAAGAACGCGAAAGCUAUGAAGAUUCAAAGUUCAUGAGCUUGCGUUACAAUUGCGGCGGUUACUAAGUGAAGUUGUGGGGUGACUUUAUAUGGAGUUGGGACCUUUGGGGUUGGGGAAACUUGUCACUCUACUGUAACAGCUGCAAAUAGGUUGGGAACAACCAAGCUAGGUUGGCAAGGGUGGCCAACUUGGAUGGAUUGGUUGGGAAGGGACAGAGGUCAAAGUUGAGGUUCCUAUAGGGAGGGAAUCUUUGUGCUUAUGGGGUUUCCUUGGUUGGGGACUCUCUUGGGACCUUCCCUCUCAUCCCUCUCUUCCUAUCCCAACCUUUCUCUUGCUCCUUCUAAUUCCUUGUGAGAUUCUUGAACCUUGAUUGAACUUUUGAGAUUGAGUUAAGUUCUCCUCCUACAGCUUACCACCUAAUGCGUCGAAAGCCAUAGCGUCGCGAAUACUUCAUCAAUGAACGUGAUUCAAAUUGGGAAUAGUAGCUGAGAUUAAGAGCUACAACAUAUCCAAGUUUCGCGACAUUCCAACGGCUAGUUUUCCGUCGACGUCGUUUCUUGUGAAGACGAUUUUUCUGU
Closterium sp. NIES-67 is the source of this 6158-nucleotide messenger RNA. NCBI's taxonomy places the organism in Eukaryota, Viridiplantae, Streptophyta, Zygnematophyceae, Desmidiales, Closteriaceae. The record is from the annotation of a GenBank genome assembly.